This is a messenger RNA of Acytostelium subglobosum LB1, 1473 nucleotides long. RefSeq lists its product as hypothetical. The coding region runs from base 1 to 1473 and encodes 490 amino acids. The transcript has a single exon. NCBI's taxonomy places the organism in Eukaryota, Evosea, Eumycetozoa, Acytosteliales, Acytosteliaceae. The record is from RefSeq and is a predicted model, not a curated record.
AUGAGAAUAUUAAAGAGAGGUGUCUUUCUAUUCAAUACUUAUAACAGAAACACUCCAACAACUACUCCUCUCUUAAGAUUCAAUAUCAACAACAACAACAACAACUCAUACAACUCUUACAACUCUUACAACUCAAUCAAUCAACAUAUAAGAUCAUUCUCCUUCACUCAACAACAUAACCAACAGCAACAACAACAACCUAGUUUGAAGGACUUGCUCAAUGUCAAACCACGAGACUCUUUAAUAACAUUGAUCAAUACAUUGGAGAUACCAGAUAUCAAUGAGGAGAGAGAACGAUUGAUCGAAACACACUCGCAGGAGAAGAGACAGAUUGAACAGAUGCACCAGGAGAUGAUACCCAGCGUCAAGAGUCCUCGCGAGAUUGAGUAUGAAGUGGCCGAUCUCAGACUGACCGACCCCACCGGUGAGCUACAGCAACCGGUGAAGGACAGUGGCCCCAUGGAGAUCUUAGAGCCAGACACAAAGGCAGGCGAGAUCGAGUCGGGCUCGGGCACCAAGUUCAAGGGCGGCCUCUCCGACAGUGGACUGCCACACGGCGCAGGCGAGUACGAGACGGCGCGAGGAGACAUAUACCUGGGCGAGUUUCAAAAUGGCAAGAAGGAGGGCGCCGGCAGAUACAUGUGGAGGACCGGCAACUAUUACGACGGCUUCUGGAAGGCCGACAAGCGAUGCGGACUGGGCAAGUAUCAGGACGCGUCCGGUGCCUGGUUCGAGGGCAUCUGGGACAACGACCUGCAGCACGGCCCUGGCGUGAUGAUCUUUGGCAAGACAGACAUCCGUGGCGAGUGGGAGCAUGGCGAGCUGGUGCGCGGCCACGAGGUGCACCAGGACACAGGCAUCGAGUACUUUGGUCAGUUCAAGAAUGGCAAAUGGAAUGGCGUCGGCAAGCUGUCCUACAAGGACGGCACCAUCUUUGAGGGCCUCUUCAAGGCGGGUGUGCGACACGGCCAAGGCCGACUCAUCUCGCGCGAUCAGAUGUUUGAGUCACAGUGGAUCAAUGGCGCGCCAAGCGGCAAGGCCAAGCUCACCUCACAGGACUUCACGUGCGAGGGCGAGAUCAACAAUGGCGAGAUCAACAAUGGCACACUCAAGAUUGCAGGCCGUGGCGUGUACGUCGGCGGAAUCAGGAACUUUGCGCCGCACGGCUACGGCGAGGAGUGUCUGCAGGACGGAUGCUACUAUCAGGGCCAGUUUGUCGAUGGCAAGCGUCAUGGAAUGGGCACACACAAGUGGAGCGACGGCACCGUGUACCGCGGCACAUGGGUCGACGACUACCGCGUUGGCUGGGGCCAAAUGAUCUUCCCCAACGGCAAGGGUUGGGAGGGCGAGUUCAACGAGCAUUUGGCCACCACGACGACAGAGGACGGCCAUGCCAGCUCGAUUGGAUUAGUCGACAAUGGACAAAUCAAGCAGAUCGACUUGAACAACAUCGAUGACAAUUCACAACCAUAG